AUGGAAGAUAUUCUAAACAUUCUUAGACCAGUUAAAUUUGAUGAUUCUCUAGCACACUAUGAGAUUCAUUCUCACCAACCCUACAAUUCAUCAGCAUUUAAUAAUAGUGAUGAAAUUCGAAUUCCAGUUCAAAAUCAAGAUCAAUACAUUUUACCCUCAAAAAGUACAUUACACGUAACAGGAAGAUUAGUAAAAGCUAAUAAUACUAAUGUGACUAACACAAAGUUAAUUAGUAAUAGCGUUAGUUUUUUAUUCAUCGAGAUUCGUCAUGAAUUGAGUGGAGUGGAAAUUGAUCCCUGUAAAAAUGUUGGUCUAACAACCACUAUGAAAGCCUAUGUUUCUCACACACCUAAUCAAUUAAUUUAUGCUGAAAAUGCUGGCUAUCUUGAAUUCGAUGACGAUCUUAGAAUAACCAAUGAGAAUGGUUAUUUUGAUGUAAACAUACCAUUAAACAUGAUUUUUGGAUUUGCUGAAGACUAUCGAAAGAUUGUUGUUAAUGCAAAACAUGAACUUAUCCUCACAAUAUCUCGUACAGACCUUAAUACUAUAGUUGAUAUUACGGCAACUGAAGAGCAUGAGCAAUUUAAGAUUAUAAUUAAUAAAGUGGAAUGGUUGAUACCAUAUAUAUUCCUUGGAGAUCGUCAAAAAAUUGAAUUAUUAAAAUUUAUUGAAAAAGACCCUCUUAUAUCUAUGAGCUUCAGAUCGUGGGAUAUGUAUGGAUACCCAUUGUUACCUACCACUCAAAAACAUGUUUGGACUGUAAAAACUUCUACUCAGGUUGAGAAACCUCGAUAUGUAAUCCUUGGAUUACAAAUAAAUCGAAAAGAUCAUCCUGGAAGAUAUGCAAAUAUUUUUGAUAGCUACAAUACAGCAGCUUAUUGUUUAAUUAUUCAUGAUCGAAUUAUUCAAUACACACCAAUCAGUAAUGUUGUGAAGAAAGUAUCGUAA
This is a messenger RNA of Leptopilina boulardi, 948 nucleotides long. RefSeq lists its product as uncharacterized. Lineage: Eukaryota; Metazoa; Arthropoda; Insecta; Hymenoptera; Figitidae. The coding region runs from base 1 to 948 and encodes 315 amino acids. The transcript is spliced from 2 exons. The record is from RefSeq and is a predicted model, not a curated record.